AUGGACAAGUACGAGCUGCGCUGGGGCAACGGCAGCGGCGACGCUCGCGAAGGGGGCGCGCAAGAGAACGCAGCUCAGGAGGUGACACAGGAGCGGGACGUGGAAGAAGCUGAGAGGAACCAAGGACUGCCGGUCGAGGAGGCGGAUGUGGAAGAUGAGAAUGAAGCGCAGUCAGAGGGAACGGACGAGGCGGAACCCGGGCCGGCGGAAGAGAACGCGGGAGCAAGUCAGGCGGCGGUCGAGGAGUCAAGGACCACGCUGCAGGAAUCGCGUGGUCGAGACGGUAGCCGUGGGGAGGGACAGCGCGCGGAGGGCUCCAGACGGCAGGAGCAAGGGGCACCAGACGAGGGCGCUCGGGAUGCACAGGCGCCGAGAUCGCACGGUAAAGGAAAGGCGGAGCGGUCGCGCACGCCGGAAAGGGAUCAGCACCACGGAGAAUGGCGCGUGGGCGAGUUCCGCCCGCAUGUCACGCGCCAGGACCAGGAAGGCUGGAGCGGCGGCGGCACGCGUUCGCCGGGACGGCGGCAGGUGCGCGAUGACGAAUGGAGGGAUGAGCUGCGCUCACCCAGACCGCAAGGGUGCCAGGAAGGGAGGUACGGGGCGGAGCGUGUGUCACGGGAGCGGCGCGGUCAGCAGCAAGGGGAGCGCAGCAGCACGAUGCGCUCGUCGGGCCGGCCGAGUCAGCGAGCGCAGCGGGAAAACGGCGGGUCACGCUCGCCCGACUGGCGCCGCACGUGGAGGGAGGAGUACGGAGGGGAGAGGCACUCACCUGAACGCCGCCAGCAGCGCAGCAGGAGGGAAGACGCCUGGUCACCAUCGCCAGAAAGGCGGCCGCUGCGCGAGACUGGCGGGGGGGAGGUGCGGAAGGCGCGCGAGCCGCCGACGCCACAAUAG
Closterium sp. Naga37s-1 is the source of this 894-nucleotide messenger RNA. The record is from the annotation of a GenBank genome assembly. Lineage: Eukaryota; Viridiplantae; Streptophyta; Zygnematophyceae; Desmidiales; Closteriaceae.